AUGGACGAUCGACAAGCUAGGAUAAGCAGGGAGAAUGUGCAACCAGUAGCAAAUCCUAAUGGACGAAUCUCAGAAACUCCGUUCACCCGAAGGCCGCCCAUCGUUAGCAAGGUAGACGGCCGUGCUCGGAUCUUACGGCCACUUCGUGUGGUUACGAUGCAGUCCAAUCAACAACAUCCGACUACAUCUGCCGCAAAUGGAACUCCCGGAACCACAACAGCCCAGAGACCUUCAUCUGGCGGAAUACCACAUUCCCAAUCGAUGCCGGUACUCCAGGCGGGUGUCAGAACGUUGCAACCAAACAUUCAACAGCCUGCUGCUAGACCAAUUCUGACGCUACCAUCAAAUACGACCGAAAAGAAUGCGGUUCCGUUGCUCCAAUGGGUGGAUGCUUUGAGAAAAAAAUUGGUGCUGCUGCGAGCAAAGUCGCAGGCUGCGAUGGAGGAUUCUUUGAAGGAGGUGUUAACAGAGGAAGAGAUUUUGAAAACAAGAGAAGCGCUAACGGAGGUGGCGAAUAUCUAUCAUGAUAUGAAUCGAACGGCGACAGUCAAAUGCCGGUUGAAUGCGAUUUUCGACAAAAGAGGAUUCUAUAAAUCUGUGGAGAAUUCUUUGCAAGAUCUGAAAGUUCAAGACAUCAAUGCAUAUGCACUAUACGACAGAAUGCAAGAAUCAUUGGACGAAAGGACUGCCAUUGAUAAAAAUAUCCUCUGUUUAAAUGAAACUUUCCGGAGAAACCCUGCCGUUCAACCUCGCUCAACCAUCUUUUCUGCUCCACCACCGAUCAAAUUUUCAAAGCAUUUAGAAGACGCAAAUAAAGGAUUCUUAUUAGCAAUUGAUGCAGUUAUAAACAGGACAAGAGGCGAACCAAUGUCCUGGAAAUUCAAAAGAAUCAGUCAUAGAUGCUUUAGAAAUGCGAAAAGUCUAGUUGAAGUCCAAUAUGCUACCCGACGCCCGACGGCUGAAAAAGACUUCGUGACGUGUAUGAAAGCUCUUCUAAUUCUGAGAUUCGGAAUUCUGGAGGAUUUGAUUAUUGGAGGAGAGGAUGAGACACUAUACGACACAGAGAAAAUCUAUCCGUCGAAGCGAAAAGUGUAUAAGGAGUUUACGAAUUCAGCAAAAGAGAUCAUACUCGGCUCACCAGUCACUAAAUUUACACAGCCAGGCAAUGUGGUCCAAUGCAACAACUACAUACAAAUGUAUGUGAACUGUUUUACGAAAAAAUGCGCCUUCUGCAAAAAAUAUCUCCGUCAAUUCAUGCCUCCAACUUAUGUAACAAGGGAACUAGAGCCACUGUUUUGUCAUAAAUUAUGUCUUCUCUCCCAAGUCCCAUAG
Messenger RNA from Caenorhabditis briggsae, 1332 nucleotides. It is a transcript of the gene Cbr-mdt-27, whose product is annotated as Protein CBR-MDT-27. NCBI's taxonomy places the organism in Eukaryota, Metazoa, Nematoda, Chromadorea, Rhabditida, Rhabditidae. Gene Ontology annotation, cellular component: mediator complex. The record is from RefSeq and is a predicted model, not a curated record. The transcript has 8 exons. The coding region runs from base 1 to 1332 and encodes 443 amino acids.